CAUACAUCAGAUUUUUAUCGUUAAUAGUUUUUUAGAGCAUCAUGUUCAAACACUGUCUCAGAUAUCAAUGCAGCAUUUUAUAACCGAACCAAUGAAAGAGUGAGCUGUGAGUAGGAGAACGCUGUGAACCAGAAGCUCCGCCCUCUGGGAGUCAUUCCGAAUAACAGUUAGUAGUUGAGCCCCGGUAACCAAACCGAACGCUCCUCCUGCCGCUUCAUCUAAAUUUUCGCUGGAUUCUCUCGCUUCUUUGUUCUUUUUGUCUGGUCCAAACCGUUCGACACGGCUCACUGUGGAGAGAGCGAAAGAAGAGCGCUUACCUCGAAAAGUUUGCUUUGACGAGAAAGAGCGGGUCCAGCACUACUGCGGAUUGACGGGGAGGUCUUUAACUUAAAGCAGCUCCAAACAAACCUAGAAAACUAGUGAGGUCUUUGCAAAGGACGCAGUGGAUGAACAGCUCCUCUGUCACAUUUCAAAGUUUGUUAGACAGCAGCAGACUGUAAAAGUAUUCAGCAUUACAUAAAAGACGCAAAAAGGCAUGAAUCCUUAAUGAGAACUCCGGGGAGUGAGCAGACUCUCCAGACUUGCACUGCGCAAUAAAGUGGGACUGAGUUCCAAGCAGAAAGCUGGAGACCAAGACGUAUAUGGACUGAUUGGCUGUGUGCACGCUGCCCUGGUGUGAUGCUCAUUUGGUUCUGUUUGAGUGAAAAUGAAACUUUGGGACAGUUUGUCCCACUGGACCCGAAUUUGGGACAGUUUAACGGCUUUUGCGGUCAAGCUUUAGCCGUGGACAUUUUUUUUCUUCCUCAAACAAGAGUGCGCUCAGAGCUCAAAGAAGAGACGCGGAUGUUCGCUGGGGCGCAGCGUGCAGCGCCGCUGCACAUGGAGCGCUCGGGGCGGCCGCCGCUGAUGUUGCUCGGUCUGCUACUCCAAAUCUGUUCCGCCGUUACCAUUGAUCGCAUCAACUCCGACCGGUACGCGGUCUACUGGAACAGCUCCAACCCUAGGUUUUUUCAGGGUGAUUACACAGUGGAGGUGGCAAUCAAUGACUACCUGGAUAUCUACUGUCCUCACUACGAGGCGGCGGAGUCAGCCGUGCACAUGGAGCAUUAUGUGUUGUACAUGGUGAACUAUGACGGAUACAUGUCCUGCGACCACCACAGAAAAGGUUUCAAACGCUGGGAAUGUAACAGACCACAGAGCCCCAAUGGGCCACUCAAGUUCUCUGAGAAGUUUCAGCUCUUUACACCCUUUAGCCUGGGCUUCGAGUUCAGGCCAGGACACGAGUACUACUAUAUCUCAUCACCGCAUCCAAACUUGGGUAGGAAGCCUUGUCUGAAGCUAAAAAUCUACGUCAAGCCAACAAAUGAUUCGGUGUACGACUCUGCGGAGCCCUUCCUAACUGAUGAUACCACCGGCGGCUGCAGCCUUGCUUUGCCGUCUGCCAUGUUGCUCACCCUCCUUCUCAUACUCCUCAUCUCCUACUCAUAGCAGCUUUCCGAGUCAGACCAAGCACCGCCCCACCACCACUACCACUCUGAAGAGAACUUGAUGAAGGAAACUAAUCUAGCUUCCUCUUACUGAACUUUGACCUUUACCUCAAUAAUACUCAAAGGCUCCAACAAUCAGAGGAGGCAAAAACAGUGGUGGGGGGAGCUUGAGGCUGCAUAUCAACUCUGUGUGGAAUUUCUGGGAUCAUCCCUGCUCUUCUUUUAAUGUUUCUGUCAAGCUGUCAUAUAAAAUUGUGUUACAGAUCCACAAGUCAAGACUUUAAAGGAUCUCGUGUUAACAUUACCAGGUUCCAUCUCUGAAUAUUGGUGCAUAAUGCUUUAUUUUUAAAACUGUGAAGAUGAUUUAUUGUAUUUACAUCCAACAGCCGCUUCCUGAGUUCUAGACAUUGAGAUUUAUAUCCUGCUUAAGACACUAGAGAUCGUGUCCUGGUGCAUGGUCAAUAGUCCAAGUAAAUAUAAGGUCAUAAUGACCAAAACUAGCAAUAUUGCCUUACAAUGAGCCAUGACCUCAGUUUCACAAUCAACCAUUGAUCAAUGGCAUAAGUAUCAAUCACAGCUAGCUAGGAAAAGGCUGCAAAGAGAGCAAUGCAAGAUGGUGAAAGAUGUAUUCUUAGGCCUCUUCCUCAGUUGAGCAAUGGUCGCUCACUUUUCACUUUUCAGUCUCCUUGACUACCUGCUCAAGUCUUCCUCUUUGUCCAGGAUGUGCUCAUCCUAGUCUGUCUAGUUUAAUGAAACUGUGCACCUACCCUUGUUGCCACAAUGGUGUUGCUGUCUUUACGGAAUAACACGUGUCUUCCUCUUCUUCAUGCUUGUAUUGGAUGUUGGGGGCUUUGCAUUUCUGAGGCAAGCUGCAACUUUCAUCUGAAGUUGCUCCACAUUUGCCAACCACAAAAAUUGUUUCACAAUGCAUAUUUUAUCCCUGUUAUUAGUUUCACUAGCUGGAUUUGUCUUGCCAUGAAAGCUCAACUCUUUCUUAAGAAUGGCUUUCUCUGCUUGAGAGAGUUGUCUGUCAGACACAUUCUUCACCCACUAGUCAAAAUGCUUGGUGUGAAUUUAGCAUACAUCUGUCCGUUUCCGCCACGCAGCAAGUAGCUCAGACUUCUGCUGUCUCAUCUGUGACUAUUCAUGCUGUUCUCAUCUAGAAGCUAUCGGUUCCUGGGUUUUGCCUAUUGUGCCUAACUUUUAUAUGAAUGAAAUGGAGAAAAGCUCUGAUAUCCUAUCCUGGAACACCACUGAGCCUUUGGUCCAGAUAUAAAUGACAAUCUGGUGGACAAACACAUCAAGUUCAUCGGUCUAGAUAUAAAAAUAUUACAGGCAAUCAUUGUCAGGCUGUGAAAUUACUAAUUCAUACCCAUGCAAACUGCAUACUGUUUGACUUUGUUUAUCCGCAUGAUCGCAAUGUGGGUGUCAUCAGGACAAUACAACAGAGCAAACAUUUUCCCCAUACACACCGUGGCCAGGGAAGCUGAAGAACAUCAUAACAAAGAGACCCUGCGUAGAUUUGUUUUUUGUGAUUUGGUGCUAUGGAAUAAAAUAUAACUGAAUUGAAUUAAAUGUGGUUGUCCCAGUGGAGCAUUUGUCAAAGCCGGCAACAUGCUGACCAAACAAAAACCACUGAUGAACUGCUGUUUGUUAGGAUUGGACAGCUUUUCUUUUUCUUCUUCUUUCUUUCUUUCUUUCUUUCUUUUUUUUAAGAAUGACCACUGUGAAAUCAAACUCUAAAACAUAAUACACCAAAAAUGAAACGACCAUUGCUGAACCAAGGAGGGGGCAUAAGAGUCUGUUAGAUGUCUUUCACCAUCUUAAAAUGCUGUGAUUGCAGCCAUUUCCCAGUACUCAUCUGCUUUGAUCAGUGGUAAUGGCAGUUUGCAUAUUAAUGGUGGUACUUGUUUUUGUCAUGUAACUGCACUGUUUAAAGGUUGGGGAAGCCUACAGUUAGCUCAGACUGGAGAAGUCACUUGUGUUGCAAGGUUUCUUCCACUGAAAAUCAUGUGUAAAGAUCAAAAGAAUAAAGUUCCUGGCACUAAAUAUCUUAAUAUCUUGCUGUGCAAGUGGUUUCAAGCUAAAGUUGAUAAUUGAAGGAUUUUAGACAAGACACUGGAUAAAAAUCCCAGCAAUAUAGGUAACUUUCUUUUGCGAUAGCUGCGAAACAAUGUGACAAUUAUUUAAAUGAAUACUUUCAUCUGUAAUUAAACUCAUGGUAUUUAGGGAUUAUACAGGUUACAGACAGGUACCUUAUUUUCCCAGUAAACUCCCAAAAACCAGGCUAUUAACUUUGUUGUAAAUUAUUAUUGUAUUUACAACAAUGACCCACACAAUUACUAACUGCAAACUGUAAAAUAAAUUGUUUAAGUGUUGAUAACUACACUAUGAAGUAUUGGCUUGUUAUAUUUAAUGCAAUUACAUUUUAUUUGUUGGGACAGAACACAAUUUUACUUUCCCUGCGAGCAGCACUAUGUGACAGCAGGGAAGACAGAAUCCCUUUAAAGCAGAAGAGCAAUCUUCCAAAAGCUAGAUAUAAGGAGGCGCAGCUUUCUGCCAUAACUUUACGUAACUGUAACUUAGUUUUAUCUUUCAAAAAAAGUGGACAUUUAUUAGGAAAACUUACUGUGAAGUAACGUUAGAUAGGGACUCAUUUUCAGGAAAGUAUAUGAGCAAAAUAACAGUUACCUUAAAAUCGACCAAAAUGUUAUUGUAUUUUUUUUUCUACUGUUCUAGGCAGCUGUUGGUUUCUGCACUUGUUGGUAACAAAAUUAAACAUAUUAUGUAUCAGAUUUACACAUUUUAAUUUCUUUGUUAAAAUGUACAACUGCAGGUACAGUUUGGAACAUUUUCAAAAUAAAAUGCUCAAGAAAUUACUAGACUAGUGGUACAUAUCUAAAAUUAGAAACGUCCUUUCUCAGAGUGAUGCUGAAAGUCACAUUUAUUGCUUCUGUGCUGGACUACUGUAAUUCGUUAUUAUCAGCAUUUCCUAAAAACUCGCUGAAGAGCUUUCAGUUGAUCCAAAAUGCUACAGCAAGAGUACUGACAGGGACUAGAAAGAGGGGAUAUUUCGCCCAUACUGGCUGCUCUUCAUUGGCUCCCUGUUAAAUCCAGAAUCAAAUUUAAAAUUCUUCUCAUCACAUACAAGGUUUUGUAUAAUUAGGCCCCAUCUUAUUUUAAAGAUCUUUACAGGACUGUAUCACCCCAGCAGAGCACUUCACUCUCAGACUGUGGGCUUAUUUCCCAGGUGCUUGCUCAUAGGCGGUUGACUGAUUGUUGGGUUUAUUCUGGGGUUGGUUAUUGUUAUUCUAGGGUCUUUACCUUACAAUAUAUUACAACAAAUUUAUUAGACAUAUAUACACUACCAGUCAAAAGAUUGGACGCACCUGGUCAAUUAAUGUUUUUUCUUUAUUUUUGCAAAUACAUACUGAAGACAUCUAUUAUAUGAGUCAAGAUAUAUGGAAUUAUGCAGCAACAGAAAAAGGAUAAAUAACUUUAUGUUUUAGAAUUCUGAAAGUAGCUACCAUUUGCUUUGUUGACAGAGCUGCAAUGACCUGAAAUGGUUGAAAUUAAAUGGACCAUCAGUUGUGUUGUGCAGAAGUCAGGUUGGCACAGAGCUGACAGCCCUAUUUGACAAUUGUUAGAAUUCAUAUUAUGGCAAGGACCAAUCAAAUAAGUAAAGAGAAACAACAGUUCACCAUUACUUUAAGAACUGACGGUCCGUCAGUCCGGAAAAUUUUGUAAACUUUGAAUGUGUUCCAAAGUGCAGUCACAAAAACCAUCAAGCACUAUGAUGAAACUGGCUCACAUGAGGACCGCCUCAGGAAAGGAGGACCAAGAGUCACCUCUGCUGCUGAAGAUAAAUUCAUCUGAGUCACCAGCUUCAAAAAUCACAAGUUAACAGCACCUCAGAUUAGCGCCCAGAUAAAUGCCACACAGAGUUCCAGUACCAGACACAUCUCUACAUCAACUGUUCAGAGGAGACUGUGUGAAUCAGGCCUUUAUGGUCAAAUAGCUGCUAAGAAACCACUACUAAGGAAAAGCACCAAACAAAAGAGAUUUGUUUGGGCCAACACAAGGAAUGGACAUUAGACCAGUGGAAAUCUGUGCUUUGGUCUGAUGAGCCCGAAUUUGAGAUGUUUGGUUCCACCCUGGGUGUCUUUGUGCGAUGCAGAAAAGGCAAACAGAUGGUCUCUACAUGCAUGGUUCCCACCGUGAAGCAUGGAGGAGGAGGUGUGGUGGUGUGGGAGUGCUUUGCUGGUUGAGGAUUUAUUCAAAAUUGAAGGAACACUGAACCAGUAUGGCUACCAUAGCAUCCUCCAGUGACAUACCAUCCCAUCCGGUUUUCGUUUAGUGGGACCAUCAUUUAUUUUUCAACAGGACAAUGACCCCAAACAGACCUCCAGGUUGUGUAAGGCCUAUCUGACCAAGAAGGAGCAUGAUGUAGUGCUGCGCCAGAUGGCCUGGCCUCCGCAGUCACCUGACCUAAACGCAGUUGAGAUGGUUUGUGAUGAGAUGGACCACAGAGUGAAGGCAAAGGGGCCAACAAGUGCUCAGCAUCUCUGUGAACUCCUUCAAGACUGUUGGAAAACCAUUUCGGGUGACUACCUCAUGAAGCUCAUGAAGAGUGGCUAUUUUUAAGAAUCUAAAAUAUAAAACAUGUUUUGAGUUAUUUCACACUUAUUUUUUACUACAUAAUUUCAUAUGUGUUCACUGAUAGUUUUGAUGCCUUCAAUGAGAAUCUACAAAGUAAAUAAACAUGAUAAUAAAGAAAAAACAUUAAAUGUGAAGAUGUGUCUGUACUUUUGACUGGUAGUUUAUUUACAUACAUACUUGUAUAUAGUCCCAUAGUUUUCAGUGAAUGUAAACUGACAUGCACUGUGAACUAAUAGACUAACCAGGCUAAGCCAUGAAGUCUAAGGAGUUGUCUGUAGAUCUCCGAGACAGGAUUGUAUUGACAAACAGAUCAGGGAAGGAUACAGAAAAACUUCUGCAGCAUUGAAGGUCACCAGGACUCUUCCCAGAGCUGGCUGCUCAGCCAAUUUGAACGGUAUUAUUACCAAAAGGCACUAUCCAGGUGACUCUCAGAGCAUGAGAAACAAAAUUCUCUGCUCUGAUGAAACGAAGAUUGAAAUCUUUGGCUUGAAUGCAAAGUGUCAUGUCUUACGUAAACCUGGAACUGCUCAUCACCUGGCCAAUAUAAUUACUACAGUGAAGCAUGGUGGUGGCAGCAUCAUGCUGUCAGGAUGUUUUUUGCCAGCAGGAGUCAGGGUGGAAAACUGUAAGACCAAGUUUAGGGUUAAGGGAAAUAUUAAUACAGUAAUCUACAUAGAAAUCCUUGAUGAUAACCUGCUUUAGAGCACUUUGAACCUAAAGGGUCAAGACUCUAAGCACACAGCCCAGAUAACAAAGGAGUGGGAGUGGCUUUGGGAACAAUUUGUGUCCUGAACCAGAGGCUAGACUCGAAGCCAACUGAAUGGUUGUUCACCAGUUCUCCACAUCCAACCUGAUGAAGCUUGAAAGGUUCAGCAAAGAAAAAUGGGAGAAAUUGUAAGUAGGUAUGUCAAGAUUGGAGCAUCAUACUAAAAAAAACAAAACAAAACAAAAACCUGAGGCUGUAAUUGCUGCCCAAAGUGAUCCAACAAAGUAUUUACCAAAUACUUAUGUACGUUAUAUUUUUUUUUUUCUUGUCUUGUAUAACUUAUAUAUCUUGCAUUAUGUUGCACGAGAUAUUGUACAAGUAGAUGAUUAUCCCACAAAAGCCUUUAAACGAUUUUUUUCAGCAAGAAAGUUUGAAUAGUGAGAUCAAUGGGACCUAAGGAAUUAUAUCUUGUUAGAAUACUUGUGUUGUUUUUAGUACAGCAUCUUAGCCGACAUAUCAUACACACACACACACACUUACACAGACAAAUGUUGACAUACACUGUUAGGAUUUUGUUAGGGUUAGGUUUAGACCUUUGUCUGUACAGUUUCUGAUUCUUAUAAUCAGAAGAAGCGGUGGUAUAAUCAGGUCACUUGAAUGUAUGUUUGAUUUAGCAUGACCUUUGUCUAUGGCUGAAAAUGCUGGAAGCAAGCAGACAACAUGAGGUAAGACUUUAUUAAAAGUUUACAAAGCUCCCAUGUAUGAAAACAGAGGCCAAUGUGGAAGUGCCUUGAACCGUCAUUCUUUUUCAUGGCUAGCAGGGUGUAACGCCAUUAACCGAAAGAAAUGAGAUUUGUAUACAGCCUCAAUAAAUAUUUUCCCAAUUAGGUUAUUAGUCAAUCACUACCUUUAAGUUGCCUUCAGUACAGCAUUAUGUUUGUCAAAUAGAAAAGCAUGUCAAAAGAAAAAGCAUGAUAUACUUUGUCACUACCAGUGACAACAGGAUGUCAUUUAGAACUAUUGUGUGCCCUUCAGCUCAUUCAAAUUGAUAACUUUGGUUUCACAAAACAAGAUGACAGUUACUUAAACCAACACUUGACUUGACAAUAUAUAUGUGUACUCCUUUUAUAUACUCUAUGAAGUUUCAUAAACUCACAGAACAAGCUAACAUUGUGUCACAGGUAAAGUAAUUUAAAGUAACUUCACUAACUGACAAAUCAAACUAAUACCUGCAUCUACAAGACAAUAUACCUUCACAAGCGUGAAAUUGUGUUAACUAUUGUAUUUAAUAGUAAGUAGUUACUUUUGUAAAAGUGUUAACAAGAUAAUUAGUUCAGAAAUUCAUAAUUAGUUCAGAAAUUCAUACUUUUUCAAUAAUGUAAUAAAAGUUCUCUGUAAUCACGCUCUCAGUUAUAAACCCCAAAAACUUGAUUUUGUUCAUCUGGAUGUGACGUUUUCAGAGGGAGAAAUGUUUCGUCAGUCAUGGUCUCACGGCCAAUGAUGAAUGGUCUUUGAUCAUAUUAAUUAUCAAAAGCUGACCUCACAGUCCAUUCUUCACCAGUGGUGUUAGUUUUAGUCAUUAUGCAAAUGGACUGUUUAGGUUGGGGAAACCUGCAGUCAGCUGAGACUGAAGAAGUCACUUGGAUGAGUGACGAAAAAUUUCUCUCUCUCACUGAAAACAUCCAGAUGAACAGAAUCAACUUUUUUGGAUUUCUUUACCUGGAUGAUUGAGCAUGCAUCAAGAUAUCAGUUAUAUAGAAAAGAGUAAAGUGGAAUAAAGUGGCUGAUUUCUGUCUCACAUUAUCAGUGUUAAGAAGAAAAUGAUCUAUAGUUCUAACUUUUCUAGUCAAUGGUCUUUUGUUUCUGCCAAAGACUCUUGUUAAAUAUGUCCAAUGGAUAAAUCUUUGGUGUCAGGGUCAGUUAAAGGGGAGGAGUGUGUUUUAUUAUUUUCUGAACUGUGAUGUUUUGUUGUUUAAAAAAUGUCCUGUGCAAAACACAAAUGAAGAAAUAGAAAAAUGGCCUUUUACCUCACUGGUGCUGGAUUUUUCAUGACUGAUAAACAGUGACACAGUGUGGUUUUAGAUGUAGCCUCUCUUUUGUUCUUCCCAUCUCUCCAUACCACCCCCUUUUUUUGCUGAUGGCUGGACAGUGUGUCCUUGGAAGUAAAUAAGCAGGGACUUGUUGAGAAAUGCAGUAUAUCCAAUGAACACACUGAGAUAGAUUCUGAUGACGACAAAUCACUUGUACUCCAAUGAAGAACUAACAAAACAAGGAUGUAGACGCUAAUGUCUGUAUCAACAACACGUUGUUUUUUAAAUUUGUAUUUUAUUUUUUUUCCAUCUUUGUGUUUAUGAAUUUAUUGGUAGAACUGAGAAGUGAUCAGUCUGAUGUUUGUAACUGUUUGUUGUUGUUGUUGUUGUUUUUACAUGCAUUGCAAUGGUCUCUUGUCCUGUGUAUUGGUAAGUAAUAGAUUUGAUUUCUUUGUUGAGUUCAGUAAGUAUGUAGCAUAAGACAAUGUGAUGGAGGGGAGGAAAGAAAUUUAGAGGAAAAUAGUUCUGAUUGUGGUUUUUGUGAGUGGGAGUGAGAGUGGGCUCGCUCUGUCGUCUGGUUUACAGCGUCUGAGAAAAAGAUGUUUUUCUACACUCGAGUGUCUGAAUAUUUUAUUCCUUUUAAGAAAAAGUAAUAAGAAAAGUUCUUGUAUAUUUUCAUAUUGAAUGCAAAUGAAAUCCUGUUGUAAAACAGGCAUUUAUCUGAUUAGAUAAAGAGCUAUUGAAAAGUUAGAUGUCAUCAGGACUUGUGCUAGCACUGCAGGAAGAAUAAAACUUCAAAAUGCAUUUAUUUAAUUUAAGUAAUCUCAGAGAGAAAAUGUUAAGGCCUGUGUGAAUCUUUGAUAAACUUACCACACAUAAAAUUAAAAUAAAAUCCACUAAAGGUGCAUCUUCCUUCAUUGUUGCAUUUGACCAAUUUUUGACAAGUUCCACUGGCAUACAGGAGUCUGUGUGCUGUCACGUAUCACACACCCUGUAUAAAUGUGUAAUUAAAGGGAACCCCCCUCAGAUAUUCACUGUUCUUCCUCCAGACAAAUUAUUUACUGUUAUUUCUGUACAUAUGAUAGUGAACUUAUCUCUAUUUACAAAUAAA
This is a messenger RNA of Oreochromis niloticus (Nile tilapia), 9993 nucleotides long. RefSeq names its product ephrin-A2. The transcript has 5 exons. Gene Ontology annotation, cellular component: plasma membrane. Gene Ontology annotation, molecular function: ephrin receptor binding. The record is from RefSeq and is a predicted model, not a curated record. Gene Ontology annotation, biological process: osteoclast differentiation; axon guidance; ephrin receptor signaling pathway. The coding region runs from base 679 to 1488 and encodes 269 amino acids. NCBI's taxonomy places the organism in Eukaryota, Metazoa, Chordata, Actinopteri, Cichliformes, Cichlidae.